This is a messenger RNA of Phragmites australis (common reed), 1366 nucleotides long. Its product is annotated as 5-formyltetrahydrofolate cyclo-ligase-like protein COG0212. The coding region runs from base 128 to 1138 and encodes 336 amino acids. The transcript has 5 exons. Gene Ontology annotation, cellular component: cytoplasm. Lineage: Eukaryota; Viridiplantae; Streptophyta; Magnoliopsida; Poales; Poaceae. The record is from RefSeq and is a predicted model, not a curated record.
GAAUCAAAAUUGUUUCAUGAGAUUUUCGAAACCGGGCAAAAAGCAGUUCACCCUGCUAGUUGUGCGCGGUUGUUCAUCAGAGUUGCCUCCUUACUGUUGCACUGGGCCCACAUGUUAGCCUCACGUGAUGGGCCGAAUCUCCCCAAUCCAGCUGUGCUCCGACGCGCGAGUGGCACACGGAAGGCUGGCGAGCCACCAUGCCUCUUCUCUUCCCCGCCGCGCCGCCGCUAUCGCUUUGCUUCGCCGCGCGCGCCUCCCGCGGCGCGGCGGUCCCAGUGGCAUCCGCGGCAAGGAGCUCCUCCUCGUCGUCGUCGGCCUCGUUCGACGCGGCCGCCUUCGACGCCGAGCGCCUCCGCCUCGACGCCGCGGCGCGGGCCGGGAUGGCGUCGGCCGCCGCCGCGGCGGAGGCGGGGGCGGACCCGAGGGCGUGGAAGUGGGCGGUACGGAAGCGGGUGUGGGACGCGCUGGAGGCCGACGGCGUCGCGCGCGACCCGCGCCCCGUCCACCACCGCAUCCCCAACUUCGACGGCGCCUCCGCCGCCGCGGAUUCGGUGAUAAAAAGCUGUUGACUCCACAACCUCGGCUAAGGACGGGAUUUUUCUCAGUUCUGGACUCUCAAAUGAUACCCACUGGAUACAUUCCUGAAGCAUGCACUUCUGUUGGUGCAGCCAAGUAUGGGAGACCAAUUGGUCUAGAUGAAAGGAUUAAGGUGGAUUUGAUUGUGAUUGGGUCAGUUGCAGUUGACCCAAAUUCAGGAGCACGGCUUGGGAAGGGUGAGGGAUUUGCGGAGCUGGAGUAUGGGAUGCUUCGUUAUAUGGGAGCUAUAGAUGAUUCAACCAUGAUAGUAACCACUGUGCAUGACAAGCAAUUAGUUGAUGACAUUCCAGUUGAGAAGCUGCUCGUUCAUGAUGUGCCUGUUGACAUUAUCUGCACUCCUACUCAGGUCAUCUUCACGAAGACCACAAUCCCGAAGCCACAAGGGAUUUACUGGGAAAAAUUAUCUCCAGAAAAGUUAGGGCAAAUCCGAAUUUUAAGAGAGCUCAAGAGACGCAUAGAGCAAGAGACAGGGACCAUUCUUCCAUGUGGGCCUUCGGAGAAGCUGCCACCAACAGCUCAGCGAAGACGGCGACGGCGAUAGUCAUGUAUGUUCAACUUACUAGAAAUGUCAAAAGCACUGACACUGUCUCAUAUGAUAUGUCAUAUCCGCUGACAGAGUUCAGAAAAAUGGAUAUGUGCAAUCAUCCUAGAUUGGCAUUAUUUUGCUUCAGCUGGGUACCAAUGUAGUAAUAGCGACUAAUCCAGUACUGAAAUAUUCAGUUUGCUGCAAAAGGUUACCUAAUAAAAUUGGGCUUGGCGUAGUGAAGUA